This is a messenger RNA of Monopterus albus (swamp eel), 3019 nucleotides long. RefSeq names its product HAUS augmin-like complex, subunit 6 (gene haus6). Gene Ontology annotation, biological process: spindle assembly. The coding region runs from base 162 to 2582 and encodes 806 amino acids. The record is from RefSeq and is a predicted model, not a curated record. Gene Ontology annotation, molecular function: microtubule binding. Gene Ontology annotation, cellular component: HAUS complex; mitotic spindle microtubule. The transcript is spliced from 16 exons. Lineage: Eukaryota; Metazoa; Chordata; Actinopteri; Synbranchiformes; Synbranchidae.
CGGUUGAUCACCGGAAGUAUUUAUUACCACUUCCGGGUGUUUGGUGCAAAAAAUUGGCGGUUCGUGUUUUUAUGUCCAGGCCUAAGCUUGCGGCCUAGGCUGCCGGCGUUUCGAGCAGUCAGCUCCGGACAUUCUGACGGCAUUUCUUAUAUCUCUCAAUAAUGACGAACCCGGCGUUGUUGCAGGAAAAGAAUGGGAGAUAUUUGUGGUUUGCACUUCUGGGGCUGGGAUUUCAACCGGACACGGCAACGUCGUCAGUCUCCGGCAAAGUUAGCGUAAAUGCUAAACACAUCAACUUGGGAUCGAAUAUGUUUGAUAAACCAAACAAAGAUGCUUUCUACAUAGUAACCCGUUUCCUGUUAGAGAAACUCAACAAGACGCGAUUUCAUGAAGCAUACAGAAAUUGCUGGCCGGUUUUGAACCCCAAAGCAGAUGUUGAGUUUCGUAAAGUUACCUGCGCUUGGCUGCGUGAAAUAAUGGAUGAAACUGCAGGCACAGGAUCCAGAGUGGUGGCAUCUCUGUUCCUCUCCCCUGGAGGCCCCAAGUUUGUCACCUUGAUGCUUCAUUUGGCCAACCAUGUCAUGCUGCAGGAAAUGAAGACCUUCAGCACAGAUGAUAGCUGGGUUCCUGAGGCUGCAGCGAUACCAGCUUCCUCCCUAGACAUGGCUGUGAAGAGACUCGAUCUGAUCAGUACCAGGUUUUUGAAAACUGCAGUGGCUCAGGAUCGUUUCCUCCACGAGUACCAGAGGCGAGCCCAGCUUCUGGUGAAGUCCAUGAGAGACAUCAGAGCGGAGGGCGCCAAGUAUGAUGAGCUUCUCAAGUGUUAUAGCAGUGGUUUUGCACAGGAAGGAGCAUCUCUAGCAGAGAAGACCCAGAAGGUGCGCACCUUGUGGUCAACCAUUGAUGAAAUGCUGUCGACUACCAAGGAGAACCAGAAUGCAGUGGAAAGUGUUUUGAAAGGGGAUGCAGACCAGUACAUCCUGGACGGGACAGAUCGAGUCCUCAGGCUUCCUCGGACUCUCCUGGAGAGAAUUGAACAGCUUCCACAUCAGUUGAGUUCAGGGAAUGUGUAUGAGGCUGGUCAGCUGAACGUCCUGUGUGUGCUGGAGCUGAUGAAUCACGCGCUGCAGCUCCUGAGUGAGAAUCGCCGUCGAGUCGCUCAUGCCCCCAGGCCCCAGCUCAGUCCUGAGCAGCUGCAAGAGAGAUGUCAGCAAAUGACCCACGUGCUGCAGGACCUCCGCCUCCUCAGACAGAAGAUUUCAAAGGAAGAAAUUCCUGAGGUUAGGAGUAGCAUCCUAAAGUUGGACGCUGAGUGGGACAGGAAGUGGAAGGACAUCCUGAAGGACACACCCCUAAUCUCUUUUCUGAAUGAAGAUCCUGCUCUUGGCUUCCUCUCACCAAUGGCUCCUCUGUCAUUUGAACCGGCGUCUGAAGCUUGUAACAGAAGUUGUGUUUUCUCCCAGUAUCCAGCUAAACUUCCUGAGGAGAAGCCGGCAGAGAGUAAAUCACAGGGCGGCGUCAGCCCCAGUUAUCCUAUCGUGGAAAGUUAUUACCCUGCAACAGCUGAGAAGAGUGAAGACCCUGUUGUCUCCAGUCAAGCAUCAUCACGGGCGAACACCUCUCUCGACUGGCUUUUUGAAACGCCUCCGUCCCCUCCUGUGAAGGCUCCGCCUGUAGCCCCUCUUCAGGCCAGUGUGAGGACGGUGACUCGUGUUCCACCAAAGGGGGCUUCCAUGAGGAUCGAGACUGAAAUAUUGGACAUGGAGUAUGACAACCUAGCUGAUCAGUUUGCAGAUGCUGUAACUACAACCACUCCCACAGAGGGCAGAGUCAAAAGUCUGGACUUGGAGGUCCUUCUCAACUCUCUUCACAAAGAUCCUUUCUCUACUAGGAAGCAGCUGCCACGCACACCUGAGAGCUUGAUUGCAGAUGUGAAAAGCUCCUGGCAGAAGGCGCUUGAGGAAGAUGAAGCGGAGAAAACCCAAGUGACCGACAGCAUUGUGAGCCACCUCACUCUCCUGAGCCCCAGUGCUCCCUCCCAGAGUGUCUCCUACUCUAUCAGCCACAGCAGCCCCCCCGUCUGCAAGCAGGGGGUCUUACUCCACUCCACUCUGUCAUGGGACACCAUCAGUGCUGAGGCUCCUGACAGCCCUAGUGGCACAGGCAGCAGUGCGGUCCAGUUCAGCCUCAACUGUGAAACAUUGCCUGAAAUGUCGAGCUACGACAGUCUGCUGAGCCUCGAUGACGAAGCCGUGGAUGUCAAGAGUGAGGACGAGCUCCUCAUACCUUCCCUGAAGACUGAGGCGAAGCAGUCGCCAUUAACCACAUGUCAGAUAGAGCGGGUGUGCAAUGACGGCUCCUUCAUGGAAAACAGGAAGAGGACACCCGCGUGCCUUCUGUCGGAUCACGCUGUGUCUGGUUUAGACAGGGACUGGCUAAUGGAGCCUGCAGCAUCCGUGGAGGCCACAAACAAGGUCUUCUCACUGGACCUGGAGGCACUGGACACACCCUCAACACCAGAGAAGCAGGAGUACAGCCUUCCAAAGCUGAUCGUGUUCUCCCCCAUUGAUGACAUGAAGUGAUAGCUACAUUCAUAGAAACCAUUCCUCACCCUGCCUUCUGCUGUCUUCCCUGAUUUUAAAAGAUGUAAAUAAAAUGUGUACAUAAAUGUAAAAUAAGCGACUUUUGUCCUGCACUAAAUUGGUUUUCCAUUCUCUUAAUUUAAAAUAAUGAGAAUGAGCUGCUUCAAUAAGAUAAAAGGACUGUUUUUUCUUUUCUACUUAUUUGUAUAUUUCCAGUAUGGAAACCAGUUUCAAAUCAGACUGUUUGUGUCCGUUUGGGAAAUCCAUUAAACUGUUGGGCAGCUGCUGUGGUGAGUCCACUGUCUUAAUGAAAAUGCUAGUGUGCCUCUUCCCUUUAACGCUGUGACUGCACUUUUAGCACAGUUUCCUGCCACACAUGCCUUUACAGGGUGGAAGUAAUAAAAGGCGGUUGUAAGCACUUUGCACAAUCUGAAGUA